Molecule: messenger RNA, 2496 nt
Organism: Vicia villosa (hairy vetch)
Lineage: Eukaryota; Viridiplantae; Streptophyta; Magnoliopsida; Fabales; Fabaceae
Product: BRASSINOSTEROID INSENSITIVE 1-associated receptor kinase 1-like
Exons: 11
Coding region: 335-2167 (610 amino acids)
Biological process (GO): protein phosphorylation
Molecular function (GO): ATP binding; protein binding; protein kinase activity
Source: RefSeq, a predicted model, not a curated record
CAACAUUCGUUGACCUGCCUUUUCUCUUAACCCUUUUCUCUCUCUCUCUCUCUCUAAACUGUUCUGCAUUUUCAUUUUCAUUUUCACCUCAAACUCAGCUAUACCCAUCUCAAAAUUUAGCUUCUUUUUCAUCCCAACAACACUAAUAACCAAAAAAGAUUAGAUUUUUAACCUACCCAUCAUUCAAUUUCAUCAAAUUAACCAUUUUUUGUUUGGUCAACGUGGUCAAACUCUGGUGUUGGGAAUCGUGUAGAUCAAAAGAGGGUUUUUUUAAGGGAUUCAAAUCAGUUGGUUAUGCAUGGUUAUGAAAGUGUGUUUGUAGUUGAAAGUAAAGAUGGAAAGAGUGGCUUUUGUUUUUUGGGCAAUUUUGGCUUUUGAUUUUGUGAUUAAAGGGUCUUCUAAUGUGGAAGGUGAUGCACUGAAUGCAUUGAAGAGCAACUUGAAUGAUCCUAACAAUGUUCUUCAAAGUUGGGAUGCUACCCUUGUCAAUCCUUGCACGUGGUUUCAUGUUACAUGCAAUGGCGAUAACAGUGUGACCCGUGUUGAUCUUGGAAAUGCGGACCUCUCUGGUACACUGGUUUCACAACUUGGUGAUCUCUCAAAUUUGCAGUACUUGGAACUUUAUAGUAAUAAUAUAACAGGAAAAGUCCCUGAAGAGCUAGGAAAUUUGACAAACUUGGUGAGCUUGGAUCUUUACUUGAACCAUUUAAGUGGUACCAUACCGAAUACAUUGGGCAACCUUCAAAAACUACGUUUCCUGCGUCUCAAUAAUAACACCUUGACCGGCCGCAUUCCGGUAUCUCUGACAAAUGUUUCUACACUGCAAGUUCUUGAUCUGUCAAACAACAAUCUAGAAGGGGAUGUCCCAGUCAAUGGUUCAUUUUCAUUGUUUACCCCUAUCAGUUAUCAAAAUAAUCCUCGCUUGAAACAACCGAAAAACACUCCAGCGCCACUUACUCCACCAUCACCGGCUUCUUCAGGUAGUAGUAAUACUGGAGCUAUUGCUGGAGGAGUUGCUGCUGGUGCUGCUCUUUUGUUCGCAGCCCCUGCAAUUGCACUUGCUUAUUGGCGAAAAAGAAAACCACAGGAUCAUUUCUUUGACGUUCCUGCUGAGGAGGAUCCUGAAGUUCACCUUGGUCAGCUGAAAAGGUUUUCUCUACGUGAGCUGCUAGUAGCGACAGAUAGCUUCAGUAACAAAAACAUUCUAGGUAGAGGUGGAUUUGGAAAGGUUUAUAAAGGACGUUUAGCUGAUGGCACUCUUGUAGCAGUAAAAAGACUAAAAGAGGAACGGACACAGGGUGGGGAGCUACAAUUUCAAACAGAAGUUGAAAUGAUCAGUAUGGCUGUGCAUCGCAAUUUGCUUCGGCUUCGUGGUUUUUGCAUGACAUCUACAGAACGUUUGCUUGUAUAUCCUUAUAUGGCCAAUGGAAGUGUAGCAUCAUGUUUACGAGAACGUAGUGAAUCUGAUCCGCCACUUGAGUGGCCAAUGCGGAAGAAUAUUGCGCUAGGAUCUGCCAGGGGGCUUGCUUACUUGCAUGAUCAUUGCGACCCUAAGAUUAUUCAUCGUGAUGUGAAAGCUGCAAAUAUAUUGUUGGAUGAGGAAUUUGAAGCAGUUGUUGGAGACUUCGGUUUAGCAAAGCUUAUGGAUUACAAAGAUACACAUGUUACUACGGCUGUUCGUGGUACGAUUGGGCACAUAGCACCCGAGUAUCUGUCAACUGGAAAGUCUUCAGAAAAGACGGAUGUUUUUGGAUAUGGUGUGAUGCUUCUUGAACUAAUAACUGGACAGAGAGCUUUCGAUCUAGCACGUCUUGCCAAUGAUGAUGAUGUUAUGUUGCUUGAUUGGGUUAAAGGACUUCUCAAAGACAAGAAGUUGGAAACACUUGUAGAUGCAGAAUUAAUGGGAAAUUAUGACGAUGAUGAGGUAGAGCAGUUAAUCCAAGUGGCUUUACUAUGCACACAAGGGUCUCCAAUGGAAAGACCAAAGAUGUCCGAGGUUGUGAGAAUGCUGGAAGGCGAUGGUUUGGCAGAAAAAUGGGAGCAAUGGCAGAAAGAAGAGACGUAUAGACAAGAUUUUAACAACAACCACAUGCAUCACCCGAAUGCAAAUUGGAUAGUAGAUUCAACUUCACAUAUGCAGGCAGAGGAAGUCUCAGGCCCUAGAUGAUCCGUUCUACAUUCUAUCAUAUCGACAAGUGAAUACACAAUCCUUCCUCUGCCUGAAAGAGAUAAAACGUCACGAUUUGUGCAUAUGCUUUUCACCAUCGCUUCUACUUAAUCUUUUGUUUUGAUCUUGUUGAAAUUAUCUUGUAUGUUCAGGUUCGGUUCCAUGUCCAUUGAUCAGGUUAUGGUUAUUUAAGAAAGAAGUUUGUAAUGUUUAUUGGGUUGUCAAGUUGCAGGAUAAAGUGUAGGACACAAGCAACCAACACUUUUGUCAUUGUAUGUAUGGGCAACUAGUAUAGAGAGCUUUUAUGGAAAUAUAUGCAAUUUUAUAUU